Molecule: messenger RNA, 888 nt
Organism: Physella acuta
Lineage: Eukaryota; Metazoa; Mollusca; Gastropoda; Physidae
Molecular function (GO): protein binding
Source: RefSeq, a predicted model, not a curated record
AACUAAACUAUAAGCAUGUCAGCCAUCUUUAUCCUAUUAACCAUGACCUUCCUGAGCCUGACUACCCUCAGCCACGCAGACGACUGCGACGUAGAGGGCUGCCGGUGCACCCAGAUGGAGGACACGUACAGCCUCGACUGCUACGUCAGCGCCUUAACCCAAGCAGACUUGCAGAUGACGUCGGCGAUAUCGGCCAAGGUGACGUCAUUGUCCCUCAUCUGUUAUCCGAGCAGGCGUCAGAGUUCGCUCACGUCUGACCUUUUUGGCGGGUUCACGACCCUCGAGUCCCUCUCGUUGAGUCAGUGCAACAUCAGCGUGGUGACCUCCCCGUUGCUCCUGACCAGCCUUCGCGUGCUGACAAUAUCCCAGUGCAUCCUGCCCACGCUGGAUCCGAACCUGCUACAAGAGCUGACACGUCUGGAAAAUCUAACAAUCGCCGAGUCUGGCUUGACGCGACUCACGAGGAUAUCCAACCUGUCAUCCCUACGCUUCUUAAAUCUUUCAAGCAACUUCCUCACGACACUUGAACCUGACACCCCCGAGUUAAGUGGACCCGCCCACCCUGAUACUCCCGCGUUAAGUGGACCCGCCCACCCUGACCCUGACACCCCCGAGUUAAGUGGACCCGCCCACAAUGACCCUGAUACCCCCGCGUUAAGUGGACCCGCCCACCCUAACCUCACAUUCAUAGACCUCAGCUACAACCAGAUCAAGGAGUUCCCCGUGACGUUGCUGCGGUCAUCUCCCCAGCUCCAACAGCUGCUGCUCCGGCGCACGUCCAUUAAGGAGCUGAGUGUGCCGGAUGACCUUGACCUCAGAAACUUGACCGUCCUGGAUCUAAGUGAAAACCGACUGGACAAAGUGCUCUUGUCAAGUGCUCUAAUGUAG